Messenger RNA from Penicillium nucicola, 915 nucleotides. RefSeq lists its product as uncharacterized. The record is from RefSeq and is a predicted model, not a curated record. Lineage: Eukaryota; Fungi; Ascomycota; Eurotiomycetes; Eurotiales; Aspergillaceae. The transcript has a single exon. The coding region runs from base 1 to 915 and encodes 304 amino acids.
AUGCCAGACAUUAUAAUUGUCAAUGACAAUGCUUCAUUUACCUCGAGUACGACCUUCUCCACUGCAGACUCAGAGCAACAACCGCCACGUCCGCUGCGUCGCAGAAAUACAGUAACGCAACUGACGAGGCGCGUCUCUAAGAGGAUAUCUCAGACAAUCCUUGGAUCUGGAGUACAAGAGCAUCGACUGAGCGAAAAGAACCUUAAGGAUCUCAACGAUGCAACCCAGAUGGACGCGCCGGGUUCGCCUGGCUCAUACCUCCCAGAUCCAUCCCACGAGCCAAUGAUCUAUGAGCCUAUCCAUGAAGACAUCGAGGAGGAGAUCCAUAGCGUAGAUGUGGAAGCAGUCAGAGAAAUGCGUCUGCAAGAAUCCUAUGCUGCUUUCUGUCGCGACUUUACAAUGUCAGGGAAGACAACAAUGAACCGAAAAUUCGACUUGAGCAUGGAGAUGGAAUAUUCUCCAGAAACAAACCACCAAUCGCGAGCAAAUUCAAUUCAUGGCAACGAGAAAUCCGAAUCAAACUCACCACCUGACCUUUCGGGUCAUAUAAUGGACAAUACAGGGUCACAACCCAGACCGAGACCGCACUCGGUCGCCUAUCCAAUAUCAUGCACAUCCAUGCAUCAGGACAUAUACAUGCAACCGCCCCAAUCAGCAACCACCAGAGAGCCACCUCUCCGAUGGCCAGAAAUCUCCCCAUCCAAAGUCGAGCAUGACUACAACAGAUACGGAUCCCGCACCUCCAACUAUCCACACCCACCACCGCGAAUUAUCACCCCAACCGUCUGGAUGGACAUGCAACGAACCGAGCGGGAGCGCAAAGAAGCUCGGCGAUCGAGACUCCUAGCGCCCUUUCGGUCUUGGUUUCUGACUAGUCCACCCUCGUGGGGACGGAGAUAUGAUGUUGUCGAAUAG